AUGCGUGUGUACGCCGUCGCGCUCCUGGGCACUGCUGCACUCCCGAUAUGCGUAUCGAGUUCGUUCGGCUUGAACGAGACUGUGGUCGACGUUUCGACCGGUGUUCGCACCAAUGUCGGUGUCCACAGCAGGGGCCCGGCCGAUCGUCCCGUGAAGGUGCGCUCUACCACGGACGAGGAAGACAAGAUGCCGCAAGACUUGGCCUCUUUCGUAUCUGUAGAACAACGUAACAUUCUACGACCAGAUAUGGUGUUGAAGAAAGUCAUGGGUAUAUUGCACGCCAAUCGCGACGUGUACAAACUUACAGAUGAAGCUGUUGGUCGCUUAAAACAGAUUGACGCGCAUGUCUUGCCGCAGAUUGUCGAGGAGGUGAUAGCUCGGUGCAAUGCUGCGGGAAUUGAGCUGCAAUAUACACAGGAGAGCACCCUUCUCAAUUUGAUUGUUGGUCACGCUCGUAAAUCUGCCGACAGUGAAAAGCACCUCGUGCAGACGAUCUUGAACGAGAAGAAGAGACAACCGCAAACGAUGUACGACCAAUUUUUACCCGAUUUGGAAGCCAAACAGGGACACGCUUUUGACGACCAAACACGUAGCGUGAAGAGCGAGCCGAUGCAGACUGGACAUGAGUCGCUGGAUUCAUUGUUGGUAGCCUUCGGUGGCGCCGCCGAACUCGCGCCUAUUUUGUCGAUCGCGAAGAAGAGUCAAGUCGUUGGGCAUAGAGCAGAGGAGUUGCAGCGUGUGAUGCUUAACAGUUGGCUGGGUUAUGGCGAUCCUGUUGAUGUGUUUAACUGGCUCAAGCUCUCGGAAUUGAGAAGCAUCACAUACGAAGAUCUGGAUACUUUCGCGCAAUACAUUGACCUCUAUGAUAAGAAAUAUGGCAAGGAGACGGAUAUGCUUUCGUUUUUAAGAGGGGAGCUUACUGACAGCAAACUCGCAAUGAUGAUACUGGAAGGAACAAAGCCUUUCAAGAACGUUGAUGAAGGUUACGUUUGGCAACGAGACGAUGGCAUAUCGGCCGUCGAUUUCGUCAGCAGUAUUCUUUACAUGGCAGUGAACGCGGACAGCCUGCUGGGUCCGUUGCUGGCAGCUACUGGUGGCGCCGCCAGACUCGCGCCUAUUCUUUCGGCCGCAAAGAGGCAUCCAGUCAUCGGGUUCAGAGCAGAGCGGCUGCAGAAUGCAAUGCUCAAGAGGUGGCUGGACAGUAGCAAAUCUGUCGUCAAUGUUUUUGGUUUGCUGAAGCUUUCGAAAUUGAGGAAGCAGGGCAUCACAUUCGAAGUUCUGGAUACUUUCUCGCAAUACAUUAAACUUCGUAACGAGAGACAUGAUGAAAGAACGGAUAUGUUUGAGUGGUUACGAAUGAAGCUCGGCAACGAUAACCUCGCACUGAUGGUACUAAAAGGAUCGGGGACUUUUGCAAACAAUGGUGAAGGGUUUGUUUGGAAACGGGUAGGCGAUGGCAAAUCGGCCGCCGAUUUCGUCAGCAGUAUCCUUGUUCAAGAAGUCGAUGUACAGAGCCUACUGGAUCCGUUGUUGGUACUUUUCGGUGGCCCCGCCAGACUCGCACCUAUUUUGUCGAUCGCGAAGAAGAGUCAAGUCGUUGGGCAUAGAGCAGAGGAGUUGCAGCGUGUGAUGCUUAACAGUUGGCUGGGUUAUGGCGAUCCUGUUGAUGUGUUUAACUUGCUCAAGCUCUCGGAAUUGAGAAGCAUCACAUACGAAGAUCUGGAUACUUUCGCGCAAUACAUUGACCUCUAUGAUAAGAAAUAUGGCAAGGAGACGGAUAUGCUUUCGUUUUUAAGAGGGGAGCUUACUGACAGCAAACUCGCAAUGAUGAUACUGGAAGGAACAAAGCCUCGCAAGAACGUUGAUGAAGGUUACGUUUGGCAACGAGACGAUGGCAUUUCGGCCGUCGAUUUCGUCAGCAGUAUUCUUUACAUGGCAGUGAACGCGGACAGCCUGCUGGGUCCGUUGCUGGCAGCUACUGGUGGCGCCGCCAGACUCGCGCCUAUUCUUUCGACCGCAAAGGGGUAUCCAGUCAUCGGGCCUAGAGCUGAGCGGCUGCAGAAUGCGAUGCUUACGAGUUGGCUGAAUAGUGGCAAAUCCGUGGGCGAUGUUAUUGGCUUGCUCGAGAUGAACAACUUGAAAAUUGAUGACAUCUCACGUGCAGAAGAUGACAUUUUGGAGCAGUACAGUGCAGGUUCUGACACUUUGAAGGAGUACAUCAAACUCUAUCACGAAAAACAUGGUACCGACAUGGAUUUGGCUUCGUGCGUCGAAGCGGAGAAGAUUGAGAAAGCACUUGCAAAUGAGCGGGGAAAAAGGAAGGGAGAGACCCAGAAAAGGAAGGGAGUCUCACAGCCCGCGACUAUACGUGCUGUUCGGCAAAAACGGCUAGGCUGA
Messenger RNA from Hyaloperonospora brassicae, 2397 nucleotides. The record is from the annotation of a GenBank genome assembly. NCBI's taxonomy places the organism in Eukaryota, Oomycota, Peronosporomycetes, Peronosporales, Peronosporaceae.